Messenger RNA from Oenanthe melanoleuca, 3318 nucleotides. RefSeq names its product NIMA related kinase 10 (gene NEK10). Gene Ontology annotation, biological process: protein phosphorylation. NCBI's taxonomy places the organism in Eukaryota, Metazoa, Chordata, Aves, Passeriformes, Muscicapidae. Gene Ontology annotation, molecular function: protein kinase activity; ATP binding. The record is from RefSeq and is a predicted model, not a curated record.
AUGCCUGAUCAGGACAAAAAGUUGAAGAGUGCAGAAAAAACAAUAGAAAAAAAACCUCCUGGGAUCUCUAUGAGGGAUUAUUCUGAUCUAAAAAGGCUUCAGUCUCUCUUAAGUGUUCAGUCAAGGAACCAACAGGUAUUUUUCAAUAACUCUUCCAGCUAUUAUAUUAAAAGUGGUCAAGCCAGUGUGACAAGAACUUUGCAGAAUGUCAAAAGCAAUGAACAAAAGUCCAGUGGUCAAUGGCAAGAAUCAAUAGAAGCUGUUGAGCUUGAAAAAUGUAGCGUGACCUACAAGAAUGAGAAAAAUUUUAGUAAACAUCACAAGCAUCAGCUGUUUCAAGAUAUGUUUACAACUUUAGUUAAGGACAGACUUACCUGCAGAUCAAGCAGUGCUUGGGUUAGUGGGAGAGAAGAACGAAGGGCUGGGUCCUGCUCUGUCCAUCGAUUUCUUAGAGUAUUAAUCUGCCUAAGAUUAUUAAUAAGGGAUUCAUGCUACCAGGAAAUGCUCCUGGGUGGAAUUGAAAGUCUAGGUCAGUAUUUGGAAACAGUAGCAAAUCAUUAUCUUAAUAACUGAGCAGAACAGCACAAUGUAGCCAAGUUGGUCAACAUGACAUACAUUUUCCAAAAGCUUGCUGCUGUUAAAAAUCAAAGAGAAUGGGUUAUAGCAAGUGGAGCAUAUAAAACCUUAGUAAAUUUAUCUGCCAGAGAUAGCCAUGUGUUUUUUGGUGCCCUCCUUCCUCUGACUAGUUUAACAGAAAGCUAGGAAUAAUCAAUUUGUAGUCUAGAAUGUAGGGAGAAGAUAAGUGAGCUCACCAUUGUUGAGAACUUGCUGGUGAUAUUACAUGAAUAUGAUUUUCCCUCUAAAAAGCUCACAGCAGAGUUGAUAUGACUCCUUUGUGUAGAGUCACAAGUCAAAGAUCAAAUAAAAAUGUAUGAAGAAGUUCCAGUCUUGCUCAGUUUACUCCAUUCUGAUCACAUCAAACUACUAUGGAGUAUAUUUUGGAUUCUGGUACAGCUUUGUGAAGGUCCUGAGACUAGUGUGGAAAUUCGAAUGAGUGGAAUCAAGCAGCUCCUUCAUAUGUUACAGGAGGAUAGAAGUCUUGUGUCUGACUGCUCUUCAGUUGAAAGUUUAUCUAGUGCAAACGCAGCAGGGAGAAUCCAGCAUCUUCAUAUGUCAGAUGGGCUGAGUCCUGAUGAGAUACAAGAAAAUAAUUUCUCACUUCAUGCAGCUUUUUGUGCUGCAGUUACUGGACUGGUGUUCAAUGAGUCUAAUGCUUACUAGGCUGUACAGGCAAAUGCAAUAUAUACAAUGGUAAAGCAAAUUUUACCAAACAAAGAAAGGAAUGCUGAACAAGCCAGUUUAUUACGGUCUUAUUCUUUCAGAGCCUUGAGACUUCUCUUCAGUGUGGAAAGGAAUCAAUAUACUUUUAAAAGACUUUUCCCUACUGACUUGUUUGAAAUCUUCAUUGAUAUUGGAUAUUAUGUGGAUGAUAUCAGAGUUUAUGAAGGGUUGGUAUUAAAGGAGGAUGUAUUGAAGCAAAUUGCUGAAAGUAUUGAGAACAUGAAGCAGAAUAAGGCACCCACAAAGCAUUUAGGAAAUUAUGCAAUUUUAGAGCACCUUGGCAGUGGUGCUUUUUGAUGUGUAUAUAAGGUUAGAAAACAUGAUGAACAGCAUCUCCUGGCAAUGAAAGAAGUCAAUUUAUGCAAUCAAGCUUUUGGAAAGGACAAAAAGAGAGAGGCAGGAGUAAAAAAUAUUGUCUCUGAAUUGACCAUCAUCAAGGAGCAGCUUUAUCAUCCAAAUGUUGUAUGGUAUUACAGAACCUUCUUGGAAAAUGACAGAUUGUAAAUAGUCAUAGAGCUCACAGAGGGGGUGCCAUUGGGAGAACACUUUCACUCUUUGAAGGAAAAACAACAACAGUUUACAGAAGACAGAAUAUGGCAUAUAUUUAUUCAAUUUUGUCUAGCUCUUCAUUAUUUGCAUAAAGAGAAAAGGAUUGUUCAUCAAGAUCUCACUCCAAACAAUGUCAUAUUGGGGUAUAAAGACAAAGUUACAAUUAAUAAGUCUGACUCUGGGCUUGCAAAGGAAAAGCAAGAAAACUGCAAACUUGCAUCAGUAAUGGGAACCAUCCUAUACUGGGUGAGUUGUCCUGAAGUUGUAAAGGGUGAGCUGUAUGGAGAGAAGGCCGAUGUCUGGGCUGCAGGAUGCAUCCUUUACCAGAGCACUCUGAACCCAGCAUUUUACAGCAGCAAAAUUACCUCCUUGGCAAUUGUAGGGGCUGUGUAUGAACCUGUGCCAGGAGGACUGUAUUCUGAAAAAGUCUCAUUUACCAUUAAGAGCUGCUUGGCUCCUGAUGCAGAGGAACAUCCAGACAUAGUGGAGGUCACCUCACUGCUGUCUGAUGUGAUGGUGAAAUACAUGGAUGUUUUAUCUGCCUCUCACUUGGAGAAGAAACUGGAUGGGGAGAGGAGAUGAACCCAGGGGUACUUCAUGGAGGCUAAUCAAAAUGCAGUAAACCAGCACCAUCAGCUUUCCAUUUUAUCUCAGAAAAAUACUGAGAAGUUGAGUCUACAUAGUAGCAGCAGUGGAGCAGCCAGUUGCAAAAGUGAAUUUUCAGAAAAUACUGACCUUCCAGUUGAGAGUUGUCAGCCUGCACAUAGAAAAGGUGAGGAAAGAACAUAUGAAGAAAUCCUGAUAGAUGAUGACAGGACUAUGGAGAAAGAUAUUUUCUCUGAAUUAGACAAUGAGGUAGACAUAGUGGACAAUUCAAGAUCCAGUUCAAAUAAUUUGAAAGAGUCUGCUAUAGGUAUAAUGAAACAAAGUUUUAGUGUUUCUGCAAGACAAGCUCAGAUAAGAGAUUAUGUUGGUGGCUCUGGAUCAAGAUGGCAAUCAGGAAUUGCUGCAUCACAAAGGAAGGUGCAUCAGAUCAGUGACCCUGCUCAGCAGAUUCUUAUUCAGCUGCACAAAAUUAUCUUCAUUACUCAACUUCCUCCAGCUUGGAGAUGCAACUUGAAAAGGAGAAUCAUUGGGAGAUUCAAGAAGUCCUUCAGUCAGCAGAGCAAUCCUUGUAAACUGAAAUGAGAAAUCAAAAAGCUGCUGCAAGGUUCUCCUGAACUGAUUGAACCCAAUAUUUUCACAGUAGAUGGGCAUGGGGUACAUCUUUCUUCAGGUGGAAAUAUGUUGCUUCCAGAUAAUAAAAAAGGCAUUCUUGGCACUUCUGGCAUGGCAGAAGGGAUGACAUAUGAGCAGUUGCAGACUCUAAUUGAAGGGGUUCUAGAGGAAUGUGGUUAUUACAGUUUCUCUUCUAACAGGUCAGUCUAG